Molecule: messenger RNA, 1878 nt
Organism: Didymodactylos carnosus
Lineage: Eukaryota; Metazoa; Rotifera; Eurotatoria; Philodinida; Philodinidae
Source: the annotation of a GenBank genome assembly
AUGUCGGAGCACCACAGGGAUCCGUUUUGGCUGCAUUACUAUGAUUUAACGUUAAUUUUAAAAGGAGCAUUGGAAAAAAGACUAUCUGAUAACGUAAAAUAUUUAGAAAAACAAGCCAAAACAAUCUUGAAACAACUCGAAAAAUUUGCGGAUGACCAUAUUCUGCCAGUUAACGUAUAUAGUGGACUUGAAAUUGAUAUUGCAGAACAUUUGACUACGCUUCAUGAAACGUUUAGUCAAAGUGUUAUGUCGGCUACAUCAGAUAUGAACUUACUUGGCGAUUAUUAUGCUACCGAUUUUACUGUGGGUACUUUCGAAGUUGGUGGACGUACAUUUCCUAUUGAAGAUGAAUAUCUUACCGAAAAUACAGAUAAUUAUGUACAAGUAUCGGUUAUUAAAGCAAUUGAAAUUCAUAACAGUAAACAAAUAGGCGAUAUUUUAGUAUUUUUAAGUGGACAAGAUGAAAUUGAUAAUGCUAUCAGUGAUAUUAGUGGAAAAAUUGAUUUGACAACAGCUAUCAUAUUGCCAUUGCAUGGUAAACUAACAGAAGAUGAUACAGUUAAAUCAAAGUUUGUUCUUGAUUGUCGUCAGCGUUACGGAUCAGUAUUCCAAAUUAAACUGCCAUCAAAAUGUAUGACCUUCAUAACAGAUCCACGUGAUUGGACAACAGUUUAUGGAAAUUCAAAUUUCUGUUUAGCAGUUGACGAUGUUUGGAUAAAAAUAUUUGGUAUGAGUGGAAACAGUUUUAAACAUAAAGAAAUUUAUGAUGAAGAACAUCGACUGUACACCAGAUAUUUACAAAGUAAUGGUCUCAAUGAAUUAACACAACAAUUCGGUAAAUAUCUUCGACAGUCUAUGUCAAACGAUAAAGCGGCAUUUGAGAACGGACAAUGGAAAUAUUCUGGGUUGUUAGAAUUAAGUCAUUUAAUGAUUUACGAAGCAUCAACUCGUGCAUUGUUUGGUGAUAUAAAACCAUUAGAAUUCCAAAAACAAUUUAACAUCUUUGAUGAAAAAAUGCAUUAUUUUUUCGCAUUCUUACCGAACUUUAUCUACACUUUAUUUUGCUCAGAAGCACUGAAAGCACGUCAAUCCUUAAGCAAAGCAUUUUUAUUAAACCAACAUUGUAACAAUGAAAGUGAAUUUAUGAAACAUUAUUUAGAUUUAAUACAUGAUCAUCCGGAAUGGUUUUCAAAAACUGAUGCUGGUUCGAAAAGUCUUGGAUUGCUUUGGGCAGCACUUGGCAAUACUUUUCCAGCUACCUUUUGGUCAUUGUACUAUAUUCUACGCGAUCAAAAAGCACUUGACGAUAUUCAACAAGAAAUUCAACUCUCUUUGCCGGAUAAUGAAUUAUGGACAUCAGAAAUGUUAGCGAAAUGUUCCAAACUGGAUAGUGCAAUAACUGAAGCCAUACGAAUGGCUUCCAAUGCAAUGAUAUUAAAAUAUUGUCGUAAGCAAACACAUAUUCAGUUACAUGAUCAACGUCAAUUGACAAUUGAAAAAGGAGAUGCAAUUUCACUAUAUCCAAUGGUAGCCCAUUACGAUCAUCGUCUAUAUCCCGAACCAUUUAAAUUUAAAUAUGAUCGUUUUCUGGCCAAUAAACAAAUGCUAGCAAAUUUAGAAUUGGAACAAGAAAAAAUCGGUUCUAUUGGAUUUCUACCAUUUGGCUAUGGCAAGACUAUGUGCCCAGGAAGAUUUUUUGCUCGAAAUCAAAUGAAAAUAUGCGCAGCAAUGAUAUUGAAAUACAUUGAUUACGAAUUUAUUAACUUGAAUGAUGAGCCCAAACAGAGUCGAUACCGUGUUGGUAUUGGUAUUGCAUCGCCUGACCAUGACAUUCAGAUACGUUAUAAAUAUAAAUCAUUUUCUGCCAUACAUGACUGA